CGCGACUCUCUUUUUCUACGGCUCUGUAGUGACGCGUGCAGAGCUCGUUGUGAUACAGCCUACGUAACCGUAGACACUUCACUAGCCACGGCCCUCUUUUAAAGUUCCUGGGGGACGAGUGAAGGAACCCGGACGAAUCGAAGGAACGGGGCCACGAUUGAGCUCGAAGAAUAAAUACAAUUACAUUUUAUUCACCCCAGAAAGACCAUCGUCAAACCAACGACAAGGUGCAACACGGAAAACCAAGGUCUUGACUGCCCGAGAUCGUCAGAAAAUAAAGAAAAUGGCGGAGCCAGACAAAUUAAACAUCGACUCUAUAAUUCAGCGUCUGUUGGAAGUCAAGGGCUCUCGACCGGGGAAGAAUGUCCAGCUGACGGAGGGUGAGAUCCGCGGCCUCUGCCUGAAGUCCCGUGAAAUCUUCCUGAGCCAGCCCAUCCUGCUGGAACUAGAGGCGCCCCUCAAAAUCUGUGGCGAUGUCCACGGUCAGUACUACGAUCUGCUUCGGCUCUUUGAAUACGGAGGCUUCCCCCCAGAGAGCAACUACCUGUUCUUGGGGGACUAUGUGGACCGAGGGAAGCAGUCACUGGAGACCAUCUGCCUGCUCCUAGCCUACAAAAUCAAAUACCCCGAGAACUUCUUCCUGCUGCGUGGGAACCACGAAUGCGCCUCCAUUAAUCGAAUCUACGGCUUUUAUGACGAGUGCAAGCGAAGGUACAACAUAAAGCUGUGGAAGACCUUCACAGACUGCUUCAACUGUUUACCUGUGGCUGCCAUCGUAGAUGAGAAAAUCUUCUGCUGUCACGGCGGCCUCUCUCCCGACCUUCAGUCCAUGGAGCAGAUCCGCAGAGUCAUGCGGCCCACAGACGUGCCCGACCAGGGUCUGCUGUGCGACCUGCUGUGGGCGGAUCCAGACAAAGACGUGCUGGGCUGGGGCGAGAACGACCGCGGCGUCUCCUUCACCUUCGGGGCGGAUGUGGUGGCCAAAUUUUUGCACAAACACGACAUGGACCUAAUAUGCAGGGCACAUCAGGUGGUGGAAGACGGUUAUGAGUUUUUCGCCAAGAGGCAGCUCGUCACCUUGUUCUCUGCGCCCAACUACUGUGGCGAGUUCGACAAUGCCGGUGCCAUGAUGAGCGUGGACGAGACCCUCAUGUGCUCCUUCCAGAUUCUGAAGCCAGCAGAUAAGAAACUGUAUCCUUACGGCGGAGGGGGAGGGAUGGGAUCUGGGAGGCCGGUCACCCCGCCGCGAAAUUCGGCCAAGGCCGCCAAGGCCAAGAAAUAACAGCCGCUGGAUUCUGCUCCCCCCCGCUGUCCGCAUCACACUUUUACCCCCCCCCCCCCCCCCCCCCCACACCCCAUUCCUUUCAAACUUAUUUCUGCCGUGGAAACACAGCAGACAAAGUGUCCAGGGUUCAAUCAUGCUUUAUUUCGCUCUCUAAAACAAAUUUUACCUGUUAAUUUGGUUGUUUUGCGUGUGCAAUUUUGGUUUGUGUGAGUGUAGAAAGUGGGAAUGAUUCAGAGGGAAUUGCUGUGUUCCGUAUGUAUGUUUAUGUUUUUAUUUUUUUUUAAUUUUCUUUCUCCUGUACCCUGUUUUGUUUUCCUAUCAUUUUUGUAGAGGCAGAGUUCUUGCCCCAUCUGUGAUGUUAUUUCAACCCUGGGGGGCAGGGUGGGAGGCGGAGAGAGGAGUCUUAACUGUUUGUUAGGGCUCUGCACUGUUUAAUGCUAAACGCAAGCCUUUGUACAUCCUGUUUCAGAGGUCGGUCGGUCUGAUGAUGAUGAUGAUGAUGAUGAUGGGGGGGGGGCGGGGUUUGGGAUAAAUUUGCACGGUCAAACGAUAACGGCACAUACCACACGUACUGGGCACACAGGUGCAUUUAUGUGCGGCUGAAUUCCUCCAGAAAUGGAUUCACAAUGUUUUUUUUUUGUUGUUGUUUUUUUUUUUCCCCUUCGUAAACCAAUGACUUGAACAGUCAUGAAGUUUUGCUUUUCUUUCUUCUUUUGUAGAUACAUGAAACCUACGUGGUUUGACUUCUUUCUUGUUUUUAGUUCACUGCAGGUUGAAGAUGAAUAAAAAUAUCCAUUUAUUUGAA
Messenger RNA from Pungitius pungitius (ninespine stickleback), 2090 nucleotides. RefSeq names its product protein phosphatase 1, catalytic subunit, alpha isozyme a (gene ppp1caa). Gene Ontology annotation, molecular function: protein serine/threonine phosphatase activity. The transcript is spliced from 8 exons. Gene Ontology annotation, cellular component: cytoplasm; nucleus. The record is from RefSeq and is a predicted model, not a curated record. NCBI's taxonomy places the organism in Eukaryota, Metazoa, Chordata, Actinopteri, Perciformes, Gasterosteidae. Bases 284 to 1282 code for a protein of 332 amino acids.